Entamoeba dispar SAW760 is the source of this 366-nucleotide messenger RNA. RefSeq lists its product as uncharacterized. Lineage: Eukaryota; Evosea; Mastigamoebida; Endamoebidae. The transcript has 2 exons. The coding region runs from base 1 to 366 and encodes 121 amino acids. The record is from RefSeq and is a predicted model, not a curated record.
AUGUAUUUUAUUACUACUUCAUUACUCUUCUUUAUUCACUCGAAUGUGAAUAUGAAAAGUAAAACAAUAACAAUGAUUAUUGAUAUUGAAUAUGAUGAAAUGAAUGUGUAUUUGUAUGAUAGAAAUGAAUACGAAAGAAUUGAUAGAAUGAAAUAUUUAAAAGAAGAAGAAAAGAAAAUAAUUGAAGAAAUCAUUUCCAAUGAUAAGAAGAAUGUGAAAAUUAGAAAAGAAAAUAUUAAAGGAGUAGAAAUGAUGAUUAAACCAGAAAGUAAAUUAACAAUGAUAUUCAAUAAUAUUAAGAAAGAAGUAGAAAAGAAAGGAGAAAAUGAAAGACAUCAUUUUUUUCCAAUGGACAGUCAUGAAUGA